AUGUUCUUCCAUAAGUUGCUAAGUCAUGUGAAAUUUGGUACGUACAAUCCAAUGGAUUGGACAUUUCAGACAAUAAUGGACUUAUUACAAAGUCCAAACGAUGGCCGAUUUAUAUUAGCUGAUGCUAAGUUGAAUAAUGGUAGUCUCUCUGACGAAAGACAGAAUACAUUGACUAAAUUAUUAAUGAAUUUUAUGUUUCAAGAUAAGAGCAAAGGCACUGAUUUAUUUUUCCGAAAAAUAUAUAGUUUAAUAGCUGAAAUAUUUCCUAACGAAGAACAGGUUGGUAUAGGUUAA
Messenger RNA from Macrosiphum euphorbiae (potato aphid), 294 nucleotides. NCBI's taxonomy places the organism in Eukaryota, Metazoa, Arthropoda, Insecta, Hemiptera, Aphididae. The record is from the annotation of a GenBank genome assembly.